Molecule: messenger RNA, 978 nt
Organism: Sorghum bicolor (sorghum)
Lineage: Eukaryota; Viridiplantae; Streptophyta; Magnoliopsida; Poales; Poaceae
Product: glycine-rich cell wall structural protein-like
Exons: 1
Coding region: 1-978 (325 amino acids)
Source: RefSeq, a predicted model, not a curated record
AUGGGGAGGGUGGCGAGGCGUGGGAGGGCCUUGGAGCUCGCGGCAUUGGCCGUGGUGCUGGCUCUCGGAGUGGCCGUUGAUGCGCGGUUCCUUGAGACCCAGAACUUGGGCGGUGGCGGCGGUUUCGGCGGAGGCGCUGGCUUUGGUGGUGGUGCUGGGCUUGGUGGAGGAGGUGGCGCCGGUGGUGGAUUUGGUGGAGGGCUUGGGCAUGGUGGAGGUCUUGGCGGCGGGUUUGGAGGUGGAAAAGGUGGCGGCCUAGGUGUGGGCAGUGGUCUUGGUGGUGGCGGCGGAGCAGGCGGUGGACUCGGUGGAGGGCUUGGGCAUGGUGGUGGCCUUGGAGGUGGCGGAGGUCUUGGUGGAGGAGGCGGCUUAGGCGGUGGAGCGGGUGGUGGACUAGGUGGUGGUGCUGGAGGUGGUCUUGGUGGAGGAGGUGGCCUUGGCGGGGGUGCUGGCGCAGGCGGUGGCCUAGGCGGUGGUGUUGGUGGAGGCCUUGGUGGUGGCACGGGAGGAGGGUUUGGAGGUGGUGUCGGUGCAGGUGGUGGUCUAGGGGGCGGUGCUGGAGGUGGCCUCGGUGGCGGUGCAGGCGGUGGAGCUGGAGGUGGUCUUGGCGGAGGCAGUGGCCUUGGCGGCGGUGCAGGUGGUGGAUUGGGAAGUGGAGUUGGAGGUGGUCUUGGUGGAGGCAGCGGCCUUGGUGGUGGUGGUGGCCUUGGAGGUGGUAGUGGUUCUGGAAUAGGUGGUGGUUUCGGGGGAGGCAAAGGUUUCAGCGGAGGUCUUGGUGGAGGUAGUGGUGGCGGGUUUGGCGCUGGUGGUGGAGCAGGAGGUGGUGCCGGGGGAGGGUUCGGUGGUGGUGGUGGCUUGGGUGGCGGAGGUGGUGUAGGAGGAGGGUUUGGUGGUGGUGCCGGAGGUGGCGCUGGCUUGGGCAGUGGCGGCGGCGGCGGUUUCGGUGGCGGCGGUGGCUUUGGCGGUGGACAUUGGUGA